CGUCCCGGACCCUGCAGCCGCCGCGAUGUUGAUGCCCAAGAAGAACCGGAUUGCCAUCUAUGAGCUCCUUUUUAAGGAAGGAGUGAUGGUUGCCAAGAAGGAUGUCCAUAUGCCCAAACACCCUGAGCUGGCAGACAAGAACGUGCCCAACCUUCAUGUCAUGAAGGCCAUGCAGUCUCUGAAGUCUCGAGGCUACGUGAAGGAGCAGUUUGCCUGGAGACACUUCCAUUGGUACCUUACGAAUGAGGGCAUCCAGUAUCUCCGCGAUUAUCUCCACCUGCCUCCGGAGAUCGUGCCUGCCACCCUGCGCCGCAGUCGUCCCGAAACUGGCAGGCCUCGGCCCAAAGGGCCGGAGGGUGAGCGCCCGGCAAGAUUCACAAGAGGGGAGGCGGACAGAGACACCUACAGAAGGAGUGCUGUGCCCCCUGGUGCUGACAAGAAAGCCGAGGCCGGGGUCAGCCACCACAGUGAGCUUGAAGACUGUUGUUUGGAAUAUACUUUAAAGAAAAGUGAAAAAAAAAAAAACCACAGAGCCAUCUCCCGCAGACCAUACACCUAG
Molecule: messenger RNA, 559 nt
Organism: Chionomys nivalis (European snow vole)
Lineage: Eukaryota; Metazoa; Chordata; Mammalia; Rodentia; Cricetidae
Product: 40S ribosomal protein S10-like
Exons: 1
Coding region: 26-559 (177 amino acids)
Cellular component (GO): cytosolic small ribosomal subunit
Molecular function (GO): structural constituent of ribosome; RNA binding
Source: RefSeq, a predicted model, not a curated record